AUGAGCACACCUAUCUACCUUUCCGCCCGCGAAGCAGCAGCCGAGCUUGGUGUCCAGCCGGCAACACUAUAUGCCUAUGUCAGCCGCGGACUGAUUUCCUCCGUCGCCGGACCGGGCAAGAAGCGACGCUACGAUGCUACGGAUGUCCGAAGGCUUAAGGGCCGCAGGGCUGCCGAGGACCACGCGGGUGCCCGGCCGCUGACUGGUGAUCCGGUUCUUGAAACCGAACUGACGCUGAUCGCCGAAGACGGGCCCGUCUAUCGUGGCCGGUCCGCUUUGGAUCUUGCCGAGACAUCGACACUUGAAACCGUUGCAACGCUGCUAUGGGCAUCCGGUGAAGACCCGUUUGCCGGCAAUGUGCCGCAAAAACCACCUGCGAUGCCCGAAGGGCUCCCCGCGCUGGACAGGCUUAUGAUGGCGCUUGCCGCCUGGCCACUUCAGGACAAGGCGGCCUUCACGCUUGCACCCAGACUUCUGCAGACAAAGGGUGCGGCCCUUCUGCGAUAUUCGGUCGCCGCACUUUUGGGCAAGGAGCCUGUGGCUAUUCCGAUCCACACCCAAAUUGCAAACGCCUAUGGCGCGUCGUCGUCGGCAAAAAACCUGAUCCGGGCCGCUCUCGUGCUGUGCGCGGAUCAUGAACUCAACACCAGUGCGUUCACCGCGCGAUGCGCGGCCUCCACGCGCGCUCCACUUCAUGCGGCGCUGCUGUCAGGCCUCGGUGCUUUUGCCGGCCCGCGACACGGGGCCGCGCCGGAUCGCGCCACAGCCUGGCUGGCGGAAAUCCAACCCGAAACCGACAUUGAGGAAAUGCUUGCCGACAGGCUGGCGCGCGGAGAGACGCUACCGGGAUUCGGUCAUUCGGUUUAUCAGGGCCGGGAUCCGCGUGCCGUUUGCCUGCUCGACAUUCUGUGCCGGACUGAAGGCAGUGAUCCCUUUGUCGAGCGCCUGCCGGGGUUGAUAAAGGCAGCGGAUGAUCUCUUCGGCUUGCCACCGAAUAUCGACCUGGCUCUCGCCGUGAUCCAGAAAACCUACGAUCUGCCGAAAGAUGCCGGCAAGAUCAUUUUCUGCGCCGGGCGCAUGACCGGCUGGAUAGCCCAUGCGCUGGAGCAAUAUGCGUCUCAUGAAAAGAUCCGGCCCCGCGCGGCCUAUGUGGGGGAGCGACCGGAAUAG
Effrenium voratum is the source of this 1170-nucleotide messenger RNA. The record is from the annotation of a GenBank genome assembly. NCBI's taxonomy places the organism in Eukaryota, Dinophyceae, Suessiales, Symbiodiniaceae.